Messenger RNA from Mangifera indica (mango), 2414 nucleotides. RefSeq names its product KH domain-containing protein HEN4. The transcript has 7 exons. Gene Ontology annotation, biological process: regulation of gene expression. Lineage: Eukaryota; Viridiplantae; Streptophyta; Magnoliopsida; Sapindales; Anacardiaceae. The coding region runs from base 273 to 2084 and encodes 603 amino acids. Gene Ontology annotation, cellular component: nucleus; cytoplasm. Gene Ontology annotation, molecular function: mRNA binding. The record is from RefSeq and is a predicted model, not a curated record.
UAACAAAAAUUAUUUUAGGGAUAAAUAUUUGGGUUUUACGAAAACUAAAGAUAAAACUUCAAAAGUUUACCAUACUUUUGGUGGGAAUAAGUCUUUUGGCCUAAUUCAAAUUACGAAGCUGAAUGCGAAAGCGCAUCUAUUUUUACCUGUCCGUCCAACGGUAAAAAUCACGAAGCGGCCCACCCGAGUUCCGCCUCGAAACAUUCCAGUCCCCUACUGUGCCCCAAAAAUUGUACACGAUAGGCACAGCGUGAAGACAAAGUCCGAGUCCAAUGGAGAGUGGCCCAACCGAGUUCCGGCUUGUUUGCUCCGCCGCAGUCGCAAGAUCGGAGUCCACCAUCAGCCGCCUCGAGUCUCAAACGGGAGCCAAAAUCCGCGUACUUGACGACCCUUCUCGUGAAGAUUGUAUAAUUGUGAUAACUCUGGACCCCGCGGCCAAUAAAGAUAAUCACAAUGUUAACAGAGAAGGGGAAGAAGAGUCGUGGACGGCGGAGCAAAGGGCACUCGUGAGGGUGUAUGAGAGAAUGGUGAAGGGCGAGGUUGGACAGAAGGAUGAACAAGUGGAAGAAGUGACUUGUAAGAUGAUAAUGGGAAGAGCGGUUGGUAAAGUUGUGGAGAAGAUUGAGAUUGAGAGUGGAGGUGCUGUUCACGUUAGGGUUUUAGCUAAAGAUCAAAUACCCGGUUCGGGUUCGGGAGCUGAAGAAUUGAUUCAGAUAACGGGAAGUUUUCCAGCUGUAAAGAAAGCGCUCUUGUCUGCUUCAAGUUUUGUCCAAGAUAGCCUUAGAGUAGAUGCAGCCAACACUAAUUUAACAAAACCUCCAGGCAUGGCCCACCAUGGAAAUCCUAUGGCUGCGCCAGUGGAGCCAUUUCAUCAGAGAGGUUAUGCUCCUGGUUUUCAUUCGAGAGGCUAUUCUUCCAGUACAGGGCAUGAGACUGUUGGAGCACACAACAGAAUGUAUUUUGAAGAGGAUGUUGUCUUUAAGCUGUUGUGCCAUCUUGACAAAGUUGGCAGUUUGAUAGGGAAAGGUGGCUCUAUAGUUCGAACUUUUCAAAAUGAAACCGGUGCAUCAAUCAAGAUUGCAGAUGUUGUGCCCGAUUCCGAUGAGCGGGUGGUGUUGAUAUCUGCACGAGAGAAUUCAGAGAUGAGACACUCUCCUGCUCAGGAUGCUGUUAUGCGUGUGCAUUCUAGAAUUGCUGAGAUUGGUUUUGAACCUGGUAAUGCUGUUGUUGCUCGGCUUCUUGUACACUCACAGCAGAUUGGUUGUUUGUUGGGUAGAGGAGGGUACAUCAUUUCUGAGAUGAGGAGAGCUACUGGUGCUAGCAUACGUGUAUUUACAAGGGAACAAGCUCCAAAAUGUGGUUCUCCUAAUGAUGAAGUUGUUCAGGUUAUUGGCAACUUCCAUUCAGUGCAGGAUGCCUUAUUUCACAUAACAAGCAGACUGCGGGAGACCAUAUUCCCUAUGAAACCACACUUCCCAAAUAAUGGCCCACCCUACUUGCCUCCUUUUCCAGAAAUGCCUCCUCCAUUCAGGCCAAGACAUAACCCAGCAUCCCCAGGUUCAUAUCCUUCUCCGGUUGGACCUUUCCAUGGCAUUGACUGUUCCCAGCCCAUGGAUUGCCAGCCAGCAUUUUCACAUGGUAUGGAUCAUAUGGGCCCACCUAAUUUUGAUCGAUUUCCCUAUCCAUAUGGCAGUGGGAGAAUGGGACACGGUCAUACAUUUGAUAGGCCACCAUCACCAAGAUCUUGGGGUCCUCAGGCAGGUAGCAGUGGGAAUCAUAGAGGAGUUGAUGUUGCUUCUGGAUAUACAGCGAGAAAUGUGUCUCACCCAGGUGGAAAUCAUGCACCAAUGUUGACAAGCACUACUGUGGAGGUUGUGAUUCCUCAAGCAUACAUGGCCUAUGUUUAUGGAGAGAACAACAGUAACCUGGGUCAUAUAAGGCAGAUCUCAAAUGCGAAUGUAGUUGUUAAUGAUCCGAAACCCGGGGCUUCAGAAGUUGUGGUUGUAGUGUCUGGGACACCAGACCAAAUGCGUGCUGCACAGAGUCUUAUUCAAGCCUUCAUCCUUUGCGGACUAACAUCGUAACAGUUUCAUUUGUCAAGGAGCAACCGAUAUCAAAGCUUGUAACCUUCAAUCAGAGAAAAAGAAAAGGUCUAUAACACCAUCUGUAUAACCAUCAUAAAUUUGGUCUUUACUUUGGCUCCGUAGUUUCAUAAAUUUUGUCUUCAUUUUAGUUCUGUAGUCUCAGUAUUUUGGUUGGUGUUCACAAUUGUUGUUCAGAGGGUUUGUGGUUUUGUGUAAAUAGAAAUGAGAAAAUUAGUCUAAAGAAAUUUUAUAAGGUUAAUAAACAGGCAUUAGCGGUUAAUAAUAUAAAUAUUAUUUUUUAAAUAAAUAAAAAGUUUAUUUGUUUAUUUA